This is a messenger RNA of Sinocyclocheilus anshuiensis, 1489 nucleotides long. RefSeq names its product PRA1 family protein 2-like. Gene Ontology annotation, cellular component: membrane. Lineage: Eukaryota; Metazoa; Chordata; Actinopteri; Cypriniformes; Cyprinidae. The transcript is spliced from 3 exons. The coding region runs from base 49 to 585 and encodes 178 amino acids. The record is from RefSeq and is a predicted model, not a curated record.
UGUGUCUGCAAUGCAUGCUGGUGAAUGUAGUCACCAAAAGCGUCAAAAAUGGUGGAUGUUCAGCCUCCACCUUUCCGAACCCUGGACGAUUUUCUGCUGGGUUCGGCCCGAUUCUCGGUGCCUGAUGUCCGUAACUUAGAUCGGUGGAACAACCGCAUCAUUAACAACCUGCUGUAUUACCAGUCCAACUAUUUUGCCUCCGCGGUGGCAUUUCUUCUCGUAGUCGGGUAUUUCCAACCACUCCAGCUGAUUCUUGGGGCAACAGUUGUGAUCCUUCUGUUCUUGGGGUUUGUCUGGGCGGCUGAAAACAAGGCCGUAAUCCGACGAUUCCGGAGAAAUCAUCCAUCGCUCACCCUGGCUGCAAUUUUGGGCUCCAGCUACCUGCUUCUGUCUGUUUUAGGAGGGGUAGCUGUUUUCCUCUCUGGCAUUGCCUCCCCCAUUUUAAUGAUCCUUAUCCAUGCUUCAGUGAGACUCCGGAGCCUUAAGAAUAAACUGGAGAAUAAGCUGGAGAGUAUAGGAUUGAAGAGGACUCCUAUGGGUCUGCUGCUGGAAGCACUGGGACAGGAACAAGAGGCUGGAUCAUAGCUGUAUUAACUAUAACCUAACUGUGCUAUCGCUCACCCCUUCUGGAGCUUCUUACAUGUCCUUAAAAUAUGUAUGAAAACAGAUAUUGGCAAAACAUGUAUGGCAUAUUGCUAAAGUCUCUCAGAAAUGCAGGAAGGGCCCAGUGGACAGGAUUAAAUUAUGAUGCAGUAUAUGAAGGAUAGCAAAAAGUCAAGCAAGAAGUGAGAUUACAGGAUCAGGUGUGUAUAUAGAUGCCCAAAUAUAAAAGCCGCGAUAUAAUGCCUUGUAAAUAGGAUGUAGGUUAGUGUUAUUCAAUCCACAUUUUUGCUUCAUUCUAUGGAUUUAAUUGUGCCUACACUUUAUUCCAUCCCUAAAUGUACUUGAUUUUGUCAAUUGUGUUUGAAGGAUGUCUCUUUGCCUGUUUGUUACAUGACCAAAUAUUCUUUUUAACUGAUUGUUUUGAGUUUUAUUUAAUGUUUCAAGUUGUUUCCAUGUUUACAAGCUGUUUUCACUCUUACAAAGUGCCAAGGUAAAGACUUCUCUGUCAUUGCAACACAAAUUAGUGAUUUAGAAAUUAAGAAAAUUAAUCAUGUUUACAUUAAUGUGGAUUGUGCAUCACAAAUUGGCAUUGUUGGGCAAAAUGGUCUUAUUUUAAGGAGAGAUACGAACUGUAGUCAUAGACAUAAAUUAUCUAAUGAACAUUCAUCUUAAUAUCUUUGAAGGUGUAACGGACCACAGAUUUGGCUGAUUCAGAGAAAUAUGGCACUAUGCUAAUUCUUACUUUAUUUGAAGUAGGCUAUUUAAUAUGUUUGAAGAUCAUUGUUAAGUGUUCAUUCCAUCCAAAAAUUAAGGCAUUUGUAUUUCCUGCAUAUUUAAUGUUUACAACAGCAGCUGCCUUGUAUUUUCAGGAAGUGCUCGUCCAUUG